Calliphora vicina (urban bluebottle blowfly) is the source of this 1231-nucleotide messenger RNA. RefSeq lists its product as uncharacterized. The transcript is spliced from 2 exons. NCBI's taxonomy places the organism in Eukaryota, Metazoa, Arthropoda, Insecta, Diptera, Calliphoridae. Bases 293 to 1066 code for a protein of 257 amino acids. The record is from RefSeq and is a predicted model, not a curated record.
UUAAAGUCGACUCUUUUUUGCAGUUAAUAUUUUCUUUCUUGUGUAAAUUUUCACUGUAUUUGCGAUGUUACUGGUUGUUUACAGAGACUUCCGAGCUUCCGUUUAAACAUUACGGCACAGCACCACUUUUCUGGUAUAAAUGUAGCUGACGAUUACAUCAAGAUCUACUUUAGUUUUUGCAAGCCAUACAAGUGCAUUACAUUUGAGUUAAAUAGGCGUAAUAAUCGUGAAGAAAAAGAAAGUUUUGAAAUUAUUUUUAUAUAAAGAAAAAUUAAAAAAAAAAAUAAAUAAAAUGUUUAAAAAAGUGAUAACAAUAUUAAUAUUCCUAUUUGUGGACAUAAUAAAUGGAUUACCACCGGGUUUAAAACCUACUGAAGACAGAAAAUCUAAUAAUGAGGAGCCCUUAAUACAGCCUGAAGUUAUAACAAUUGAGCGUUUGGAAGCGCUUUUGAGAAAAGCCAGCGAAAUAUUUAAACCCUCUAAUCUACAACAACGUUCUGAUGCUCCAACUGCCGAGAUCCAGCAAGUUGCCGUACCCAUACAAUUUAUGCAGCCUCCAGCAAAUCAACCCUUCAACUUUUAUUUACCUCUGUUCGAUUAUGAUGAAAGCGAUGCCCAGCAUACAAAACUUGAUGAGAAGAGCCGUAAAAUGGAACAUUUCACGCCACCACCUCUACCCAAAGAGGGCCAAAGCCAAGAAAACUUUUACGAUGUUAAACCCAAAAAAAACUUACCAAAAAAGUUUAAUGCUGGUGCUAAGCACAUCAAUAUUAAGUGGCUGAAUGCUUAUGAAAAACAAUUGACCUCUCCCAGCAACAAACAAUCGGUUAAUGUCCCAAAAGAUGUCUACCUAUUAAACGAUGAACGUAAUCGUAUUAAUUUUGAUGACACUUUCUUUGCUGUUGACAUGAAAGUGCCAGAUCGAACGAAUAAAUUGGACAGAUCACCAACCGAUGUUGAAAACCAAAAUGAUGACUAUAUCAGUCAAGGAGAGGAGGAUUUAAUAGCAGCUGCUGCGCUACAAAUACCAUUAAUAACACAAUUUACAAACUUAAGGAGAUAUUAAAUUAGAAUAAUAGUAUGUAUUUCAAACUGAAUUUAAUAAGUCAACAAUAACUUAUGUAUAUAAUAAAUAAAUUAAAAUGUACAAUUUAAAGUCCAAAUAAAAAAAAAAAUACACACAAAUAUCUUUACAUAUUUAUAAAUACAUAGAUUAAUAGGAAAAAAAUAA